Messenger RNA from Geodia barretti, 334 nucleotides. Lineage: Eukaryota; Metazoa; Porifera; Demospongiae; Tetractinellida; Geodiidae. The record is from the annotation of a GenBank genome assembly.
AGGCAUACAGCCUACUUCAUUCCUGCAAUUUCGCAGCAAGUAUACUCAUACCAGAACAUUCAAGGCAAAGAAAAAUGGUCUCAACUACAAGCUAACCCAAAUAGAAAUUGUGGUCUUGCAGUUGUUGAUGGUGUUCUCACUAGUGUAGGUGGUUGGAACAUGAUGGUCCCACUAACGCACUGUUUAGUCUCAGAAAGGAUGGGGACAGGAAAAAUGGUUAGGAAUCUUCCCUCCCAUGCCAACACCACGUGAGAGUGCAGUUUGUGUUAUUACUGAGCAGGGCUUUAGUUGUGGCUGGAGGUUGGGUAGCAGGUGAUAUUACAGACAAUGUGGA